Messenger RNA from Macrobrachium nipponense, 965 nucleotides. RefSeq names its product NADH dehydrogenase [ubiquinone] flavoprotein 2, mitochondrial-like (gene ND-24). The transcript is spliced from 7 exons. Bases 122 to 853 code for a protein of 243 amino acids. The record is from RefSeq and is a predicted model, not a curated record. Gene Ontology annotation, biological process: mitochondrial electron transport, NADH to ubiquinone. NCBI's taxonomy places the organism in Eukaryota, Metazoa, Arthropoda, Malacostraca, Decapoda, Palaemonidae. Gene Ontology annotation, molecular function: NADH dehydrogenase activity.
AAGACCUCGUCGUUGGCAACAUUGCUCUCGACUACGUAAGAUACCCUAAGGGAAAACCAGCUGAUCUUUGCCGUUGUGUUUUCGCAAUUGCAACCUAAAGAAGCCGACGACACUGCCGAGGAUGCUCUCGUCUAUGGCCAGGUGCCUUAGGGCGACUUCGGUAAGGGGUGUCCGCAAUCUACACGGGAGUCCUGCCGUGUGCAGUGACAGCCUUUUUGUGCAUAGAGAUUCACCAGAAAACAAUGUUGACACUCCCUUCGAAUUUACUGCAGAAAAUCUAAAGCGUGCUCAUGCCAUCAUGUCCAUCUACCCAGAUGGCCACAAAAAAGCAGCCGUCAUUCCACUGCUAGAUCUUGCUCAGCGUCAGGUUGGCAACUGGUUGCCCAUCAGUGCCAUGCAUGCUGUUGCAAAGUUACUUAAUAUGCCCAGGAUGAGAGUUUAUGAAGUUGCAACAUUCUAUACAAUGUUUAUGAGGAAUCCUGUUGGGAAAUAUCACGUCCAGGUGUGCACCACAACCCCUUGUUGGCUUCGAGGAUCAGAUGACGUUAUGAAAGCAAUCCAAGAUAAGCUUGGGAUUAAAGUUGGCGAGACAACUGCAGAUGGACUUUUCACCCUUUCAGAAGUCGAGUGUUUGGGAGCAUGUGUCAAUGCUCCUAUGGUACAGAUUAACGAUAACUAUUAUGAGGAUUUGGAAGUUGCAGACACAGUUGGUAUCCUAGAAGCCUUAGCAGCUGGACAGGAACCUAAAGCUGGUCCUUACAAUGGUCGUUAUGCUUCAGAACCAAAGAAUGGACUAACAUCAUUAACCGGUCCACCCCCAGGCCCUGGCUUCAUGGUACGUGAUGAUUUGUAAUUUGGUGUAUAGUAGACAGAGUCGUAGGGGGUGUCUGUGGAGUCGGCAGAAGUAUAUUGUCUUACUGAAACUGUUCUCCUGUAUAUAGAUGAAUAAAUUUUAUUUAAACAUU